Xenia sp. Carnegie-2017 is the source of this 1637-nucleotide messenger RNA. RefSeq lists its product as uncharacterized. Lineage: Eukaryota; Metazoa; Cnidaria; Anthozoa; Malacalcyonacea; Xeniidae. The transcript has 6 exons. Gene Ontology annotation, molecular function: protein binding. Gene Ontology annotation, cellular component: PRC1 complex. The record is from RefSeq and is a predicted model, not a curated record. Bases 107 to 1399 code for a protein of 430 amino acids.
AAUAAUUAUUUUUUCCUGUGGGUAAAGAGACUAGAAGCAAUUAAUGUCUUCGUUUGUUGAAUUAUCAGUUUAAAACUUUCGCAAGUCUGAGCUAACCAACGUGGCAAUGGAGAUUAAUCAACCUGGUGUAUACGAACCACCCACGAUGGUCCACCUACCAAUCAAGAUAGAGAGAUAUGACGGGGAUGAUCAGUCAUGUGACGGUCUGGACUCUGAUAUACCGUGUGUGUCAACUGUACCGAUUCCUGUGGAGAAGCGCAUUUCGCCCUUUUAUUAUCCUUCGCAAGCUAUGGGGAGCCCGCGAACACAUUCUUUUAGUGCCGUGGAAAAAAUGGCGCAAAAACGCAAAAACUUCCAAACAAUACUUCAGACGUCUUUGUUGAUUGUCGAGGAACCUGUUUUAUUCGAGGAAACAAUCAGCGACUGCCAUCUGAAAAUUGUUUUGUUUGAUACAAAGACAAAGCAAAUUGUGCCACGAGAUAAUCUGGCCUACGAAAAGCCAUCGACCAUAGGACAGUCAAGUCACGCAAUGGAGACUACAGAAACAAUGACAAAUCCUGGUGAAACAAGACUGAAUUCUCCCUGUCAACGUCAUGUCACACAACCUGAAAUAGACAAUCAAACUAGUAAUAUAAUUGUGUCAUCCUGCAGCAUUACCUCACCCCACAACAUCACUUCUUUAUCCCACAAUGUCUCCUCGUCGUCACACAACACCCCCUCCUUACCCCACAAUAUUGCCUCAUCACCCGACUGGGUAACUGCGAACAACACUUCAGCAGUUCCUACCAUAAGCAGAACGUUUCCAAGCCAACUUCCAGAUGUUCGUUCGAAAAGCACGGUCGAUUCUCCUCAACAUCGACCAUCUCUCCUUAACAGUCUUCCGUUGCAAAGAAUGCAAAAAGAAAGGAUUGAAAAGAUACAAGGAUACAAGCAAUUUUCACCAACGCAACAUGAAUUAUCGACAACCCAAACUGUUUCGGUAAGGGCUGAAACGAGCUCCAUAGCUCGACCUGAGACCAACUCCAAAAUGGGUGUCUGCUUACCGAAUAAAUCUCAAUCAAAGAUGACAAAUUUGACACCAGUGCCCUCACGUGACGUGUUUGUACCAAAAGAGGUGAAUUUGGGGCAGAAUGAACUUAGACUAGAGGAUUGUAUCAACGUUCGUGAUAUUUGUGAUAAAGAGCUCACAAGGUGGACAGCCGAAGAUGUAGCGAAGUUUGUACGAGAAACGGAUUGCUCCGAGUAUGCGCACGUCUUUGUUGAUCAAGAAAUUGACGGCAAAGCGCUGACUUUACUCAAUCAGGAUUUGCUCAUUCAAUGGAUGAAAUUGAAACUCGGACCUGCUAUGAAACUAAACUGUCAUAUUAUAAACCUCAGAAAUUCGCUAAACAAUAGUUAACUAGGUGCAAGAGUUGAAAAUAGAAGUAUUUAUUUAUCAUUUGUAAUAUACAUAACGUAAAGAUUUAAUUGCUAUUUUAAUUUUUGUCAAUUUUUAAAUUUAGUUGAAGAUCUCAUGCAGAAAAUGUACAGGCAUGAAAAUGUGUGAACUAGAGUGUUUUGGUGAAAAUGCUUGUACUAUAGUCUUUGGCGUGAAAAUGCAUGUACUAUAGUCUUUCCAUUAAAAUUCGUGAACUAUA